This is a messenger RNA of Drosophila mojavensis, 1585 nucleotides long. RefSeq lists its product as uncharacterized. The transcript has 4 exons. The record is from RefSeq and is a predicted model, not a curated record. Lineage: Eukaryota; Metazoa; Arthropoda; Insecta; Diptera; Drosophilidae. The coding region runs from base 26 to 916 and encodes 296 amino acids.
UUAUUAAGUCCGUAGCUAAGCGAGAAUGUUGCGUACCCCAAAGCGAAUCGAAAUGUGCCUGCAGCAGCAGCUGUUGCUGUUGCUAUCGCUGCUGCUGCUGCUGCUGCUGGAAGUCAGUUUGUGCGCCGGCGAGACGCGCUGGACAGCUCCACCCAGACGCGGCAGCACCACAGCUAUGCCAGCAGUUGACCGACAUCAGCAUGUGCACCACUGGCCACCGCUGCUUGCCCCACAGCGGGAACCCAAGCCGCAGCCCGCGACAGCCAUCGACGGCCCGAUUGAGAGCUUCGAUCAACGCGCUCUGAGUGGCGAGCACGAGUACAGAUAUCGGCUGAGCAACGGCGACACGCGCUACGAGCGCACCUAUUGGCUGCACCUGGGCUCGGGCCGCACGGUGCUGGCGCGUCGGGGCUACUACUCGGUGCCGCUGCCCAAUGCCCAAUACUCGACCGUCUUUUACAGCGCAGACGAUCGGGGCUACCAUGUGGAUAUGCACACAUUAUCCGGCGAGCAGCCGCUGCUGCCGCGCAGCCUUGACGUGCCCCAUGAUGUGGCAGGCAUGCAGUCAACGCCAGCAGCUAAGCGAAAUUCAAUAAGCGUGCCAGAGCGUAACGAUGAGCAGCUCGAGCAGCAUCCAGAUGCUCCAGCCAUGGCCAGCAGCAGCAGCAGCAACAGCAGCAGCAGCAGUGGCACAGCCAAAGGUCAAACAGUGGCUAAUGUCCGUCUGCCGGCAGUGAGCCAAAGUCAGAGUCGGAGCCAAAACCGAACGAAGCCAUCAACUAUGGCCACACUGGAGGACAUUUUUGCAGCUAAAGUUGGCACAGCAUCAGCUGAUGAUGAUGAUGAUGAUAACGACGAUGAUGAUGAAGGCCAUAAGGAUGAUGGUGUCGCAGCCAGUAACAUCAAUGCAAACUGAAUGCUAGCUGAAAACGAGGGCGUAAAUGUGAGCGCAAAGAGGAUGAGCUCGAGCCGGAGGAGCAUAAGGCGAAGGAAACGGAUGAGGAUGAGUAUAAGAAUGGAAGAAUGGUGAGUUUGUCGUCAGCAUGGCAUGGCAUGGCAUGGCAUGGCAUGGUAAAGUGACAUCAAAUAGCUGCACGUGUGCAGCUGGAUCUGCUCCAGUGGCACAGUUGCCGCAGUUGCCACAGAGUCAUGGACUUAAGGGGCUUUUCGCUAUGCAGCGCUCAAGCGCCAGGCUUCGGUUGCGCCAAAUCAAAUUGUAACAAUUGCCAUUGAAUGCUGCUCUCCCUGCUAGAGCCGCAGCUGACCUGGCUCCCGUUUCACAAUCAUUUUUGGCUGUGCUGUGCUCCGUAACACAAUUUACCAGACCAAAACAGAUCAAAAGACAUCGAGACAGCAACUCAGGCUCCAAAUACAACAGCAACAAAUAUAAGACACCAACUCAACAACGAUUCACAUCAUCAAUUGCUCACAUUACGCCCGCAUCAGCAUCACCAUCAGCAUCAGCAUCAGCAUCAGAAUUAGUAUUGGCAUCAGCUUCGACUCAGACUUCAAAUUCGAUUUGAGCAAGCAAAUAUAAUAAAAAUUAUUUCAAAUAUUUCCAUAAAAACGCCUACAUGUUACCCAU